AUGAGAGAGCCCAACAAGAAGAAGUCCAGGAUAUGGCUCGGGACUUAUCCGACGGCUGAGAUGGCUGCUCGUGCCCAUGACGUGGCGGCAUUGGCGUUUAGAGGGAAGCUUGCCUGCCUCAACUUUGCUGACUCCGCGUGGAGGCUGCCAGUGCCGGCUUCCAUGGAUCCCAUGGAUAUUCGAAGGGCGGCUGCGGAGGCAGCUGAGGGGUUUAGGCCGGCGGAGUUUGGUGGAGAGUGCAACGGCAGCAGUGAUGAAAAGGAGAGAAUGGUGGUGCAGGUGGAAGAGGAGAACAAGAAGGGUAGUGUGAACUUGGAAAGAAGCAGAAGCUUGAACUUGUCCUAUUGGGAUGAGGAGGAAGCGUUUGACAUGCCCAGGUUGCUUCAUGACAUGGCUGAAGGGCUUCUUCUUUCUCCACCGCAACCCCUAGGCAGCGACACGAAUUUGGAUGACAUGGGUACCGAUGCUGAUAUCAAAUUGUGGAGUUUCUCCAUUUAA
Molecule: messenger RNA, 498 nt
Organism: Prunus armeniaca (apricot)
Lineage: Eukaryota; Viridiplantae; Streptophyta; Magnoliopsida; Rosales; Rosaceae
Source: the annotation of a GenBank genome assembly